Molecule: messenger RNA, 2375 nt
Organism: Aedes aegypti (yellow fever mosquito)
Lineage: Eukaryota; Metazoa; Arthropoda; Insecta; Diptera; Culicidae
Product: zinc finger protein 2
Exons: 3
Coding region: 159-2318 (719 amino acids)
Biological process (GO): regulation of transcription by RNA polymerase II
Cellular component (GO): nucleus
Molecular function (GO): zinc ion binding; DNA-binding transcription factor activity; RNA polymerase II cis-regulatory region sequence-specific DNA binding
Source: RefSeq, a predicted model, not a curated record
GAAAACAAAAUUUCAGUCAUUGUUGUUGUUUUUUUUAUUCGAAUUUUUAAAACUGCCUAAUAAUUUCUACAAUUUCUAUUUAAAACCUGUUCAAUUAUUUCGCUACGAUACAGUUAAUAUCGUCUUUUGCUGUGAGCAAAACCGUAAGUUCCACCGGAAUGUCGAAACUGUGCUGCAUCCCGAUAUGUCCCAACUCGAAAACCAAUCGCGGAACUCCGUGCUAUCCGUUUCCCGCGGCGGACCCGGUGCUGCGUGGGAAAUGGAUCGAAUUCGUCGGCACAGAAUCGCACCGGUUCCGCUGGAGAAGCAAGUACAUCUGUGCGGAGCACUUUCACCAGUUGGACCUGGUUGAGGACGGAAGUGGCCAGCGUCUCACGGCAGAUGGGGCAAUACCGACCAUAUACUCUCCUGACGAAGCGGACGAUGACGUACUGGUCGAAAGAGAUCGAGUAAUGGUAUCGGGGUCGACAUCGUCCGCGAAGCCAAACGAGUGGACUGAACUACAAUCCAUGUUCUGUAGAAUUUGCCUCAAGAAAUCAGCGGGAUUGAUUCCGUUCAAUUCGAAGCUCCACAACGAGAACCUGGUCGAUGUGGUCUACACAAUCACGGGAUUGGAGCUCGACGAAGGGGAAACGAAUUUACCGAGUAAGAUUUGUGCCUGCUGUGUCGGGAAGAUCGACUUGGCAUUCAACGUACGGAAAGAGUUUCUGCACCAGGAGAAAGUGUUGAGGAACAUGAUCAGCAAUGGUCAGUUGGAAGCGCACUAUCGAUCCUAUGAUAAUCAUGUCAUAAAGUGGAAGAAUCAUGAUGAAGUAUACCUCUCCAACCUGAUGGAGAAUGUUAAAACGGAACUGAUUAUAGAACCGGUAGAGGAGAUGGAAGAGGAGCACUUGCAGGACGAAGAGGAAGAUACGACAGAGCCACCAGCUGAAAGUGGGUCAGCAGGUUGCGAGCCGCAAGAGACUAAAGUAACGGUAGAAGACUAUUCCCACUCGGACGAAGAGAAAAAUUCUAAGAAAGUCGUCUACUCUUGGAAAGAUCUGUACAAACCAAAACGUCCUCGCCAGGCGAAGGAAUAUAAAAUUACGGAAGAUCUGCCAGAGCCGGAGCUGAUUCCCAAUACUUGCUACAUUUGUGAUACGGUUUAUGAAGAUGCCGUAGCUUUGGAUGGUCACAUUGAGGGGCAUGUCCAACUUGUACCGUACAAUUGUAGCCAGUGCAGUACCGAAGAGUAUCCACAGGUGCUGAAGUCUCUUAUAACCUUGAACAAGCAUCUACAGUCCCAUCUGUAUCCGUACGUUUGCGAUUACUGUCCACUGCGUUACAUCAACAAAAAAAACUACAUUCUCCACAUGCGAUCGAAGCACGAGAACAUCAGUUCAGAUGGAUUCACCUGUGAUGACUGCGGACAGUUCUUCACCAAUAAGCGAUCCUUCUCCACUCAUAUCUACAAGCAUAGGGCCAUCAAGGAGGAAAAGUACAAAUGCGAACAUUGCGGAAAAGCGUUCAGCAACGCCGCCUUGCUAACUCGUCACGUAAGAAUUCAUACCGGCGAACGGCCGUACGAAUGCAAUAAAUGUGGGAAGCGCUUCAACCACGAGUCCAUUUUCCAAGUCCACAAACGAUCUCACAUCGGCGAGAAGGCCCACGUCUGCCCUGAAUGUGGCAAGCGAUUCAUCAUCGCUCCUCAGCUGCGCUACCACAUGGCGGAACACUUCCCGGAUGAUCCACGAUAUCGCACCCAGUACACCAAAAACCGACCUCAGUACCAGUCGAUUAGGGACGCAAAAGCCCCCGCCCGAGCCAUUGUCACUGACGGUAAACUGAGCAACCCCAAGGAAAGAGUUUGCGAGUUCGAAAACUGCUCUUAUACGACAACUUCGGCCCAAUGCUGGCACUAUCACCGGUCGAUGCACAUCCGCAAGUUCCAGUGCGAAAUCUGUGCCAAGCGGUUCCCCGCGCGGCAGGCCCUGGUAAAACACGUCGAAACGAUCCACGAAGGCAAACCGGUGGAGAAGAACUUGGCCUGCACGUACUGCGACAAGAAGUUCAGCAACAACCAGAAGCUGCGGUGCCACAUGGACAUCCACGAGAAUAACCGCCGGCACAAGUGUAGCUAUUGUGAGAAGGCUUUUGUUCAAGUGGCCAACCUCAAAGCACACGAGCGAAUCCACACCGGGGAGAAGCCGUUCCCGUGCCGAACGUGUUCGGCGGCCUUCAUCACCUCGUCCGGGCGGAAGAAGCACGAAAAAACACAUUCGGAAUUGGACGGACAGCAGUCGAUGCCGACGAAGGUGGAGUCUGGUUACGCCGAGUAGGUGAGUACAUGACGUAGUUUGUAAAAACUUGAUAAAUAUGACGAUAAUGUUCGAUGA